GCAUCUCGUCGUCACGCAGAUGCCGACGCAGAAGUUCACUUUUGCGAUCACCAUGGCGCUCCCGUUUCAGAAGUACGAAACGCAGCCUCUGCGGUUGUCCCACAGACUGAUCCCCGCGUACGAGAACGCGAUGAGCGAGCUGCUGAAGUACCCGGUCUCCGUGGACAUCAGGAAGGCGAACGGAUUCUACGCCGUCCCCCACGGGCCGAAGGUGUACGGGAUAAUGA
This is a messenger RNA of Amoebophrya sp. A120, 227 nucleotides long. The record is from the annotation of a GenBank genome assembly. NCBI's taxonomy places the organism in Eukaryota, Dinophyceae, Syndiniales, Amoebophryaceae.